GUCAUUCCUUUGUCUUGCGAUGCGAAGCGAACUGCGAAUACUGCGAUUUAUCCAGUUCCGGUCAGGUCAGCCAGCAACGCAAACCAACGCCAAAGCGAAGUUGUUUUGUCUGUCUGUGAACUUGUGAAGUGGUUGUGUGCCAAUCUCUAUUUUGUGUACUCGUGGUAAUUUUAUUAAUAUUCAAUUGAAAGCACAGUGGCUCGACUUUUAAUUUCUUUGUGAUAGUGGUUCAACGGACUGAGCUUACAUGAUUGGAUUACCGCGUAGCGAUAGAGAUAGAGAUCGUAUAACGGUGAAAAUACGUAACAUGAAAAGGAGUUCGUCAAGGGACAGUAUGCCGCGGUCGAAAAGGACGCGCAGUAGCAUAGGCCGCUACGACGACAGCUCUGACGAACGGGUUACUCCUGAGAGAGUGCGGCGCCGGGUUCGCUCGCCGAGUCCCCGCGGACGCUAUGUGUCCCCGCAUCGUGAUGACUAUGUCCGUUCCCGAGAACUGCGAGAGGAUUCCUCUCGUCCCUACUAUAAGGUGUUGUGUGUCAGCGCCCUACAUCCGAAAGCAUCCGAUGAAAUUGUAAAAGAUACCUUGUAUAGGGAAUACAAAAAGUUUGGGGAUUUCAGUAUUAAGAUUUCCCAUGAAUUAGAUGAAAGGGUUGCAUAUGUUUGUUUUCGCAGCGCUGAGGAUGCAAGGGAUGCUAAACAUGCAAAGCCUAGGAUAAUAUUAUAUGAUAAAGUGGCAAUUGUGGAUCCAGUAUAUGAACCAGUAAGAUCAGAGUACAGAAGCAGGCCAAGAAGCAUCACACCACCUGAUUAUGACCGCCCAUACUCUUACACUUGGUCUCCUGUGCCUGAGAGACGUCGCCCCCCUCCAGAUGAUAGAGCUUAUGGAAUCCCACCAACUGUCCCUCAUCAUAGAGAUUUUCGUCCUCCAAUGCACGAGUAUCCAAUGGCAGGUCCUCACGGCCCUCCAAUGCAUCAUAGGCCACCUAUGCAUCAUCCACCCCAUCCCCAUUAUAUGCCACGCCCCUACAUGCCGAGACCACAUCAUCCACCUUUUGAGAAAAUGGAAAAUAAGAAGGACAAAUUUCCAAAUUACCUCCAUCAUGUUCAACCAGAGGAUGACCCUCUUGCUACCCGAACAUUAUUUGCUGGUAAUUUAGAAAUCAACAUAUCAGAUGAAGAACUUCGUCGUAUAUUUGGCCGGUUUGGAAUUGUUGAAGAUAUUGACAUCAAACGCCCGCCGCCUGGCACUGGCAAUGCUUUUGCCUUUGUGAGAUAUCAGACUUUAGAUAUGGCUCACAGGGCUAAAGUGGAACUUUCAGGGCAAUAUAUUGGCAAAUUUCAAUGCAAAAUUGGAUAUGGUAAAGCAACUCCUACUACACGUGUAUGGGUGGGUGGUUUAGGCCCUUGGACUUCAGUUGCCCAACUUGAAAGAGAAUUUGACAGGUUUGGAGCUAUCAAGAAAAUAGAAUAUGCCAAAGGUGAAGCACAUGCAUACAUUUUAUAUGAUUCAAUUGAUGCAGCCCAAGCUGCUGUCAAAGAAAUGAGAGGUUUUGCUCUGGGUGGACCUGAUAGGCGUCUACGUAUUGAUUUUGCAGAUGUAGGCAAUGGUGGGCCGUAUAGGCCUAAACCAUAUGCUCCACCAGUAGGUGAAGAUGGAAGACCUGUUGAAGGUUAUGAAGGAUAUGAAGGAACUUGGGAAGAUGGAUACACUUAUGGAACUCCAGGUUAUAGGGGAAGAGGUGGACAUCGUGGAAGGGGACGUGGAAUGUAUAGAGGGGUCUAUCAUGGAUCGGCUGACUACAGGGAUGAGGAGUGGCGAAGAGCUCCUGUAGACAGUGAAUAUGAGGGUCGCAUACGUCGUUCUGGAUCGCGGGAACCAGGUGUGGAUAGGUCGCGCUCCCGCUCCCCGCGUCGCAGAUCUCCUGACAGCGACUCGGAUGGGUCACCGCGUCGAUCUGGUGGCAUGCUAGCAUCUGCCAGAACCUUACCUGAAGUUGUACGCAAGGCGACCACAAUAUGGAAUGGAGCACUUAUCCUGAAAAACUCACUAUUCCCAACCAAAUUCCACCUCACUGAUGGUGAUUCCGAAAUUAUUGACAGCUUAAUGAAAGAUGAGGAUGGUAAGAAUCAACUGAGAAUCACCCAAAGAUUGCGCUUGGAUCAGCCUAAACUAGAUGAUGUACAAAAACGUAUUGCCACAUCUAGUUCCCAUGCAAUAUUCUUGGGUGUGUCAGGAUCUACUGCAUCUAUUACAAAUGAGGAUGCUAGUAUUCAGACUCGACCAAUGAGGAAUCUGGUGUCUUAUCUGAAGCAGAAGGAAGCCGCUGGUGUUAUAUCUCUUCUCAACAAGGAGACUGAAGCUACAGGAGUGCUGUACUCAUUCCCACCUUGUGAAUUUUCAACUGACCUUCUUAAGAGGACUUGCCAUAAUUUGACAGAAGAGAGUCUUAAGGAGGACCACCUUGUUAUUGUUGUAGUUCGUGGUGGUUCUGCUUAACAUUUAAAAAUCUGUAUCAUUUAUUAUUUGUAUGGAUUGUGUUUACAUAGUUUUAGUUUUAUUAUAAAGUUCUUUAUAGGUAUUUUUGCUAUUGUAACAGAAGUUAUACAUGUGAUGUGUUGGUGCCGUGAGGUGUAUUAACUUGUGAAGUUUACACAAACUUUGAUAAUUUUGUGCAAGUGCUGUAUAAUUCACAGUUACAGUUCACAUAGUGGUCAGCAAUAAUAAUUUAUUGCAUUCAUUUUGUAAUUAGGUUUGCUAGUAAUAAUGAUCAUCAUAAAUUUUAAAUUAAAAGUGUAUCUUAUUUUAUAUUAUCAUUUAGUGUAUUCAGUGUAUGGUAGGAGAAGUGUAGUGUAUGUGUGUGUACUUGUAAAAUAGAUACUUUCAUCUCAUGUUGUUGUUUUUUUACUCCUGUGAGUUAGUGAUUGAUGAAGUGUAAAGUGAAUGAGAAUGUGGCAUCUGUGUUUAAAAUCCUUGAGUGUUGACAACACUCUAUUGUGAAAUAGUCAGUCCUCAAAUUCAAUUGUGUAGUGAUAAGCACUUUGUGCUGUUAGUUAGUGUCACUUUCAAAAUUAAUAUUCUAGUAUGAUAAAGUAAACGAGUGCCCAACAAAAGUGACACCAAUGUCCAAAUACUGCAACUUUAUAAAACUGACAUGACAGUGAAAUGAAAUGGUGGUGGUGCCAAUAGUAAAAUACUAGUUUUUGUGAUGUUCUGUGGUUAGUGAAAACAAUGUCAGUUGAUAAGGUAUCUAUUUGCUUGCCUAUCUGAUAUGCAUUUCAAUCUAAUUGCCUUAAUUUUCUAAAGCCCCUUAAAACUUAAGGGUGAAUAAAAUUACUUGGAAAAUGUCCCACUUGCCAGAGUUUCUACUUACAACCUGCUGCUCUUGUAAUUAAUAAUGCGUUUCUAUUAUGUCCUCAACGAAAAUAUAUUUUAAAGAUUUUUUAUCUUACUAAAGAUAUUGUGUAGAAGCUUAUUAUUUCCCCAUAUACCUAGUAUAUUUAUUGUGAAAAAAUAAGACAAGAUUUGGAAAAGUUGUGAUUGAUUGCCUUAGCAUUUUCUAUGACAUCAUAUUACUAUGAUACCCUCAUGGGUAUGAAAGAAAAAUGCCAACCAUUUACACAAAAUUUACAGCUUCUCUUCCUACCAAUCAAAUAAAGUGGAGCAGAUGACGUGGGUACUUGCCUUGGUAAGUAGAAAGCUGGGUAGGUAUAAGAAAAACCUUACCUAGCUGAUUUUUUUAAGAUUUGUGUGGUGUACUUUCACUGUGAUUUAGAUUUAAAUACAUUUUUAAUUAUAGGUAAUUUAAUUAUAGGAUAUAUUAUGUGCAAUAAAUAAACGGGUUUAUAAUUAGGAAAUUAGAUCUUUAAUAGCUACCAAAUUAGGCGUUAGACUAUGACUGGCCUGGCCGACACAAUCUAAAUUGUCUUCAUUAGCUACGUAAGUACUUACGUAAGUAGGCAUAAUAAUUAUCCGUGACUCAGAUUUUGUUGUCAUUAGCCGCUUCUGCCAGCCCGCAUUAAACUUAUACCAGCGCUUUUAAGAAUAACACCAAUUCAACUCUUUCUUAUGGAUGUUCUAAAAGGCGACUAAUGGAAUAGGCACACUCGUCUAGUACAGCUUUUCAUUGUCCAAUAUGCGUUAUUAGUUUCCUCUGCAAAGGUUGUUGGUCAGGCAGGAGUCUGCGUAAAACCUAACUUACACAUCCAGAAUCAUGAUCAAAUGGUGCACUCCAGGCUCCUCUCCAGAGAUGAAGGUGAAAUUGGGAUUGAUAUCAGGAAAAAGAAGAAAAAAUGCGAAGCGUUAAAAUAUAAAUAAUAAGCUUUAGCCACCGGAUUUGCUUCCCCGCAAAGUACUUUUUUAUUUCUGGGAAGUGUUCAGUGUUUAACUCGUGAAGGAAAGAGACGAAUUUAGGAUGAUUUAUGGUUUUCUAGUUUCCUUAUUUUUACAGGUACAAACAUAUUCGAGUGCUUUCAAGUGUGAUUUCCAUCCGGGUGUGAUAUGAUUAAUAGUGUGUGAUCGGUGAUUGUGCUGAAUAGAAUACCUAGAACAAGAAAUAAAAUUCUUGAAUUUUA
Molecule: messenger RNA, 4572 nt
Organism: Amyelois transitella
Lineage: Eukaryota; Metazoa; Arthropoda; Insecta; Lepidoptera; Pyralidae
Gene: nito
Product: RNA-binding protein spenito
Exons: 2
Coding region: 248-2497 (749 amino acids)
Biological process (GO): regulation of alternative mRNA splicing, via spliceosome
Cellular component (GO): nucleus
Molecular function (GO): mRNA binding
Source: RefSeq, a predicted model, not a curated record